GAGAUCUCAUUCAAUUGCUACAGUAAAACUGAAGAAUCAAGUAUUAAGAUAUUUUCCUCCAAAUUUGGAGAAUGAAAAGAGUGUUAUAACUAUAAACCAUACAAUAUUCAUGGAAACACACUUAUAAUGAUUUCUUCUAAUGAUCGAUUGAUAGCACUCUUACUUCUGCUAUCACUGGCGCUACCAACAGUUCUAGGUUGGGGAAAAGAUGGCCACUAUGUAGUUUGUAAAAUCACACAGGAGUUUCUUAGUGAAGAUACUCUGUUUGCAGUGAAACAACUGCUUCCAGAUUCUGCUUAUGGUGAUCUCGCUGCACUUUGCUCUUGGCCCGAUGAAAUUCGUUUCCAUUAUCGUUGGAGCAGUGCUUUACAUUAUGCUGAUACACCUGAUUUCAUGUGUAAUUAUCAAUACUGCAGAGACUGUCAUGAUUCUUACGGACGUAUGCAUAGAUGUGUAACCGGAGCAAUUCACAAUUAUACAAUGCAAUUAAAAUUAGCUUAUUCUGAUGCUUCAUCUAAAUUAAACUAUAAUUUGACAGAGGCACUUUUGUUCUUGUCGCAUUUUGUCGGGGAUGUACAUCAGCCCCUACAUGUUGGUUUUACUGGAGACCUGGGUGGAAACUCAAUAACAGUUCGUUGGUACAGGAGAAAAACAAAUCUUCAUCAUGUAUGGGAUAACAUGAUUAUUGAGUCUGCUCUGAAAACAUUCUAUGGCUCAGAUCUUUCAACUAUGAUACAGGCUAUUCAACAGAAUAUUACUGAUAUUUGGUCAAAUGAUGUAUCUAUUUGGGAACAUUGUGCACACAACUACACAGCAUGUCCAGAUAGGUAUGCUUCUGAGAGUGUUAGCUUGGCAUGCAAGUUUGCGUAUAGGAAUGCUACACCAGGAAGCACUUUGAAAGAUGAGUACUUCCUUUCUCGACUACCUAUUGUGGAGAAAAGGCUGGCUCAAGGUGGUGUGCGACUUGCAGCUAUCCUCAACCGCAUUUUUACUUCCAAGACAGGAAUAGCUCAAGCUUGAAAUUAAUUCAGUAUAUAUUAUAAAAAAGAUAGCAAAAUACAUUUGGACCUGCACCAGUAUCUACGAAUUUCUGUAUGAUAGAUUAGACCACCAUUAUAUAAAGUUGACAUUAUAAAAGUGAUAAAGUCAUUUUUUAUUUUUAAA
Messenger RNA from Vicia villosa (hairy vetch), 1164 nucleotides. Its product is annotated as endonuclease 4-like. Gene Ontology annotation, molecular function: endonuclease activity; nucleic acid binding. NCBI's taxonomy places the organism in Eukaryota, Viridiplantae, Streptophyta, Magnoliopsida, Fabales, Fabaceae. The transcript is spliced from 9 exons. The record is from RefSeq and is a predicted model, not a curated record. The coding region runs from base 127 to 1020 and encodes 297 amino acids. Gene Ontology annotation, biological process: DNA catabolic process.